AUGACUCUCCGAUGUGUCCACCCCAAAGCUCGAUUUCAGAUCGAUGCAGAGUGCUCUGUGCAGCAGCGUAAUUACGACGAGGAGGCGGCCGAAGAAGAGGUUGAUGAGGCUCGCAUCAUAUCUAACCCCAAGGACAUGAUGGGUGUCUUGCUAUUUGGUACUGAGAAGGCCAAAUUCCAGAAUGAAGGGGAUGAUAAGCACGCGCCGGUCUACCCUCACUGCUAUCUAUUCACUGAUUUAGACAUCCCGUCUGCUGAAGAUGUCAAGUCCUUGAAGUCACUUGUCGAGGACGACAAUGACGAGGACAACAUUCUUGUUCCGAGCAAAGAUCCGGCUGCCAUGGCCAAUGUUCUCUUCUGCGCUAAUCAGAUCUUCACCACCAAAGCCGCCAAUUUUGGGAGUCGGAGGCUCUUCGUCCUAACUGAUAAUGAUAAUCCCCAUUCGGCCGACAAGCAGGCCAAAUCUGCUGCGGCUGUGAGGGCCAAGGAUCUGUAUGACUUGGGUGUGGUCAUAGAGCUGUUUCCAAUUACACGUGAAGAACGAGAUUUCGAUAUGGGCAAGUUCUAUGAUGAUAUCAUGUAUAGGGACUCCGCCGCCGAAGCGAACAUGUCGGACGUCCUCACUUCAAAAUCUGGUGGUGGCUUGAGCCUCCUGAACUCGCUGAUCGCAAACAUCAAUUCGAAGCAGACCGCGAAGCGAGCGCUCUUUUCGGGGGUUGCUUUCGAGAUUGCGCCGGGCCUGACGAUAUCGGUCAAAGGAAAAGUCGGAGACAAAAAGGCGUACAAGUUUGGCGGCGAGUACGUCUACUUCACUCCGGAGGAGCAAAAGUCUCUCAAAGACUUUGGCCCCAGCACCAUCCGCAUCCUCGGGUUCAAACCUCAGUCUAGCCUCCCGUUCUGGGCUAGCGUGCACAAGUCAUCCUUCAUAUUCCCUAGCGAAGAGCACUACGUAGGCUCUACCCGCGUCUUCACAGCCCUGUGGAAGAAGCUGUUGGCCGAUGACAAGAUGGCGAUCGCGUGGGCCAUCACCCGGUCCAACGCCAAACCGACCCUCGUGGCCAUUAUACCCUCACGGGGCCGAUCAGAAGAAGACUCUGGUCCCCAAUCCCUUCCAGCCGGCCUUUGGCUCUAUCCCCUGCCCUUUGUCGACGACAUCCGGAACCCGCCAGAUAUGCCCGAUCCCGUCCAGGCUUCGGAUGCGCUGGUGGAUAAGAUGCAAAUCAUCGCCGAAAACUUGUGGCUUCCCAACAGGGCGUACAACCCGUCCAAAUACCCCAAUCCCCAAUUACAAUGGCACUACAAGAUUUUACAGGCCUUGGCCCUCCAAGAAGAGGUCCCCGAGACGCCCGAGGAUCUUACCGUGCCCAAGUACAACGCGAUUGCGAAGCGAGUGGGCGGUCAUAUCCGAGACUGGCAAGCGCUCGUGGAUGAAGAGCUUUCCCAUGUGCGGAAACAGGGCUCCUUGAAGCGUGAGGCUGGGGAUGAGGAGGGUGGAAAGCCGAAGAAGCGCACCAAGGCCGAGAGCAAGCCAGCAGGCUCCGGGCUGAGUGAUGCGCAAAUCAAGGCGGCCAAUGACUCUGGCGGUCUAUCCAAGAUGACGGUUGCGGAGCUCAAGGAUCCAUCGCGCAUCAUCUUGGCGAGUGAAACGAUUAUGAACCAGCCCCAGGAUGAUCCUGUAUUGCAAAAGGACGUCGCGAGAUAUAUUGCCGGAGUCGUCGGCUCAUGCGACGGGAGCGCUUGGGUUUUGAGGGAGAUGUCGAGGAAGCCGCAGGGUUGGAUAUUCAUCUAUGUUUGCAAGCAAUCGAUGCAGGUCUGGCUCCGCCGGAAUGCCCAGAGCGUAGGAAAUAUCGUUGUCGGUGACUAUAGUUCCAAGGAGCUGGACGCCGUUUCCGCAAGCGAACGCCAGAUGGAGGGUGAUGCCGCUCAGGAAACCCCGGACGCAGAGAUCAUCGUCGGGUCAGCCGAGAUGGUCGGAGACCCCGCCUUGCCCAAGCGAAGCAAGAAGGCGACACCGAGGCGGAAGAAGAAGGCAGCAGAAAAGCCCGAAGAGCCGGCGCCAGCCGCCAGUCAGGCGAAUGAUUCAGAGCAGGCCUCUGCUGACGAUGCUCCGACAGCCGCAGUGUUAGCGCCUCUGCUUAACCUCGAUCCCGCAGAGGCGGAAAGGCGCAGCCAGAGAGCCGUGGAAUUGCUGCAAGGGGCCGGUCUCGACCCCAGCACGCUCUCCUCGGACCAGUUCAACAUCUUUGCCAACCAAUCUCCAGGAUUACAGCAAGAGUCCCUUGCGAUGCUUGUUCGAUACGGGGCGGAGAGGCUUAGGAUCAUCCACCCCAACAAGGAAGCACCAGCCCAGGACUCGGAAAAUGUGGCACCGUGCGGUCGGGAGAAGCCAACGUGUCAAAACUGCCUCGACGCGGGCGAAGAAUGCGUGUACCCGCUUCAGAAAACCAGGCCCAAGAAACCCAAGUCGAAUACUCUUGUGUCCGAAGAUGUAGAUGCCGAAGGUGAGGCUUCCGAAGUCAUGGACUACAGUCCCGGGCCCGAGGACCAGGACCACUCUCUCGGGCCUGGGGUUCCAGAGGCUGAGCUCCAAGACACCGUGGAGGACGCACCGCCGCAUGACUACUUCGCAUCUACACAUAAUCAUAACCCUCCCGCAGCUGAACCAGCAAACACGUCCGAAGAGGGGCCGUAUCCGCUCAGCGUUACUCAUCAUCUCGAGCCUCCCGAAAACUCCAAUCCUCCCGACGUGGUAGUAUCUGCCCCGACAAAUGCGGCGGAAACAACACAGGCGAGCAAGCGACGUAGUCUACCUUCCGGCCCCGCCAACCGAAAGAAAGCGAACGACGCCAUCCCUCUAGCUCUUCCCGAGUCACCCAUGAUGAGCGCGUGGGGCACCAUGACAAUCAGCCCCUCUUCGCUCUCAAACGCCACCGAUAGCCAUCCUCAACCCACUUCUAGCACGCCGAGCAGCGACGUUUCGCAGCCAUUUCAACAUCCCCAGCAGACGGCCGUAGCGACCCAAGCUGCUCUCCAGGAACCGUGGAACCCCUCGACAUCCUCGGCGCAACCGACGCAAUCACGCCAGUCACCUUUCCAAGCCCCCGCGCCGGCCCCGCCAGCCCGAGCCAAGUCUCGCGCCCAGAGCCGCACCCUGGCCCGGAGAGAGGGUCGCCCGCUCUUCAGCGCGGUCAGCAGCAGCAACGGGGACACCAGCCACCCCCGACAGCUUCGCGGGUGCCGGGCGGAGAAUAGCCAGUCUAGCAACCGCGUCACGUACGAGCCCUACUCCAGCCAUCCUGCGGGGCUGAGGGCCAAUCCGCCUUAUACGCCCUACGAAGACUAUGGCCGAUCGGCAACCCCAGCCGCUACCGCGGGCGCCACGUCUUCAGCGCAGUCCAGGACGAGUAGCUACUCCACCUCUGUGCAUAACACUACCAUCACCACGUCUUCUUCAACGCCAGGGACUUAUUCUUAUCCUUCGAGUCAGGCGCGCGACGCCCAGGGUGGAAAUAAUGCAAACACACACCGGUACCAGAACAAACAGCAGCAGCAACAACAAAACUGGUACGGUUAUCCCUCGUCCUCGUCAUCAAACACGCAACCGACCCGCGGCAGCUACGGCUCCUAUGAUCAUCAUGGCUCCCUCACCCUACCCAACCACGGCUCUUCCUACGGCGGCGCUGACAAUGACGCCUUGAUUGACCUCCUUGCCGGAUCUGUCCACCACCGUCAGUAA
Parascedosporium putredinis is the source of this 3735-nucleotide messenger RNA. Lineage: Eukaryota; Fungi; Ascomycota; Sordariomycetes; Microascales; Microascaceae. The record is from the annotation of a GenBank genome assembly.